AAUUGAAUUUUGACUAAAUCAGUUGGUGAAGGAUUUUUAAUAAGUAGGUAAUAAAACAAAAAAACAUACAGUAUAAUAAUUAUACUUAUACACAUUGUUUAAAUAUAAUAAAUUUAUCAAACGGCAGUGCGUUUGAAUACCACAUAAAUAAUUUAUUAUUGAAAUCGCUGAAUAAUAUUAUCAGGUAAAUUCAGAUCCACCCCUUCAUAAAGAUAGGUAAUUAUCUAAACAUAACAACCUGUCUUGGUCAAACCACCUCAUCAUGUUUGCUCUAAGAAUAGAUGGUUUUUCCAAAACAUUCAAUUGGUUAGGUAAAGAUCUAUUAAUCUCAAUAUAAUCAUUAUUGCAACAACUGGCUUAGAAGAUGUUUUCGAAAGUUAUACUGUUAUCACUUUUCUUUAUUCUUGAUGUCCUUGCUCAAGAACCUUUAUACUUAGCGGAAAAUAUUAUUGACGAACUUAGUUCUUUACCAUCGACUGAAAAUUCACAAGCUUGCUUAUGUGUUCCGUACUGGCAGUGCAAAGAUGAUUUCAGUGGUUUAUUGGAUGAUGAAGCCGAUUUAAUAGACGUAAGAUUUUUGAAAGAAAGUCCCGAAAAUGGAACAUCUUGUUCAGGUGAUUUCGACGUUUGUUGUAAGCUGGAAUGCGGACGUAGCAAUCGCGACCUUAGAUUUCGCUCUAUACGCAAACAAAAUAAACGUCUAGAUUUUCGAAUUUUGGGCGACAACAACGAUGCUGAAUUUGGAGAAUUCCCAUGGAUGCUGGGAAUCCUGGAGCAGAGGGUUUACCGGUGUGGAGCAUCCUUAAUUCAUCCCCAAGUGGCAUUGACCGCAGCCCAUUGUGUUUCCCCCAACAAAAAGUACAAAAUUCGCGCUGGAGAAUGGAAUUGGGAAAGUCAAUCUGAACCCUUACCACAUCAAGACCGGUGGAGCGCAAAGAUCAUAGUUCAUCCACAAUACAACAACAGAUCAUUGAAAAAUGAUAUCGCCUUAAUAAUCACCGAUACACCUUUUAAAAUUGGACAAAACGUGGGCAUAAUAUGUUUACCCCAGUCAGUUACCAAUUACGAUCCAGAAAACUGCAUAGCCUCUGGAUGGGGUAAAAAUUCUGUUCAGAAAGGGUCUUAUCAAUCGACUUUAAAAAAAGUUCAGUUGCCAAUAGUCAAUUCUAUUGAAUGUACCGAAAAAUUACGAAAUGCCCGACUGGGCCCUUACUUUAAUCUUCACAAAAGUUUUAUAUGUGCUGGGGGCUAUGCUAACAAGGACACUUGCAAGGGGGAUGGGGGUGGUCCCCUAAUUUGUGCAACAAAAGGUGCUACCGACAGAUACCAACAAGUGGGAAUCGUUUCGUGGGGUUUAACAUGCGGACUCAAAAAUACUCCAGGAGUUUAUACGAAUGUUGGCCUUUUUGUUGAAUGGAUUGAUUCUCAGAUGGGCAGAAACAAUUUUGAUAGCACGGUUUAUAAACUGUAAAAUGCAUACUUGAAUAAUUCAGAGAUAUCGUAUACCUAUAUGCUUUAUUUUUGAGUUGAGUAUGUGAUUUUAAGAAAUGUAAAUAUCGAUUAAUUUAAAAAGUUUGUCUGUGAUUUGUUUACAUUAAAUAAUAAAAUGUAAAAUCUUUUCAACAGCAUUU
Agrilus planipennis (emerald ash borer) is the source of this 1631-nucleotide messenger RNA. Its product is annotated as phenoloxidase-activating factor 2-like. Gene Ontology annotation, molecular function: serine-type endopeptidase activity. Bases 365 to 1471 code for a protein of 368 amino acids. NCBI's taxonomy places the organism in Eukaryota, Metazoa, Arthropoda, Insecta, Coleoptera, Buprestidae. The transcript has 4 exons. The record is from RefSeq and is a predicted model, not a curated record. Gene Ontology annotation, biological process: proteolysis.